GCGCGCGCCACGAUCACCGGUAAAGGACGAUGCGGCUGUGUGCGCGCACACCCUCCCCGGACUCGGUGUCUCUGCAGAGCGGACAGCUCCCCGCUCAGUCCUCCUCCGCCGCUGACAACCUAGUAAAAACGCCACGUUUCCGCGCGGCUGUCGAUGCCACAGCCGCGGGGCGAGGAGGCCUGUAAGCUCCACCGCAGUCCGAGCUCCAAUCUGAGACGCAGCGCUGCGGUUUGUCCGCUUUGGCCAUGGCGCAGCGGAGGAGGCUCAGAUGAAGGACGCCCUGCGCAUCGGCUAAAAAGCUGGAGGAACUUUCCUACUGCUGAAUUCCUCUGAACACAGAUGUGACACUCUUUCUUUAGAACAGGAAAAUCCUCGACUAGCUACAGAGGGAAGCAGACUAAACCGACCAGGCCCCACUGGAGGUCCCUAAACCUCCCUUUGGGCACCACCGGACAGAGGGGGCGGUGUAAACAUUGGCAGGAGGAGCAGCAGAAGCCAUGGCAGACGCGGCGGAGUGCGGGGUGAGAGUGAUGUGCCGCUUCAGGCCCCUGAACGAGGCCGAAAUUACCCGAGGAGACAAAUACAUCCCCAAGUUCAAAGAGGACGACACCGUGGUCAUAACGGGCAAACCGUACGUGUUCGACCGCGUGCUGCCUACCAACACGACGCAGGAGCAAGUGUACGACCAGUGUGCCAAGCAGAUAGUGAAAGAUGUGCUGGGCGGCUAUAAUGGGACCAUCUUCGCCUACGGGCAGACGUCCUCCGGGAAGACCCACACCAUGGAGGGCAAACUGCAUGACCCGCAGCUGAUGGGAAUCAUCCCUCGCAUCGCCCGCGACAUCUUCGACCACAUCUACUCGAUGGACGAGAACCUGGAGUUCCACAUCAAGGUCUCUUAUUUUGAAAUCUACUUGGACAAGAUCCGAGACCUGCUGGACGGUAAGAGAGGCUGUUUAUCUGAAGUGAGCAAGACGGGAGCUGAGGGGGCGGUGCUGGACGAGGCAAAGAACAUCAACAAAUCUCUCUCAGCGCUGGGAAACGUCAUCUCAGCUCUGGCUGAGGGCACCAAAACCCACGUGCCGUACAGAGACAGUAAGAUGACUCGGAUCCUGCAGGACUCUCUGGGAGGGAACUGUCGCACCACCAUCAUCAUCUGCUGCUCACCGUCCAUCUACAACGAGGCCGAGACCAAGUCCACGCUCAUGUUUGGACAGAGAGCGAAGACCAUCAAGAACACAGUGUCUGUGAACCUGGAGCUGACGGCCGAGGAGUGGAAGAAGAAAUACGAGAAGGAGAAGGAGAAGAACAAGAACCUGAAGAGCAUCAUCCAGAGGCUGGAGGCCGAACUCAACCGCUGGAGAAACGGCGAGAACGUUCCUGAGGAGGAGCAGCAGAGCUCUAAAGAUCAGAGGAGCGGCGAGCCGUACGACAACACUCCCAUCAUCGACAACCUGCUGCCAGCCGGAGGAGUUGUCUCCGUCUCCGGUGACGAGAGGAGGAAGUACGAGGAGGACGUAAGGAACCUGUACAAACAGCUGGAUGACAAGGAUGACGAAAUUAACCAACACAGUCAGCUGGCGGAGAAACUCAAGGAGCAGAUGAUGGAUCAAGAAGAGCUGCUGGCGUCAACACGACGCGACUAUGACAAGAUCCAGGAGGAGCUGUGCCGGCUGCAGACGGAGAACGAGCUAGCCAAGGAGGAGGUGAAGGAGGUGCUUCAGGCCCUGGAGGAGCUGGCAGUUAACUACGACCAGAAGAGCCAAGAGGUGGAGGAGCGAAACCAAGCCAACGCGCAGCUGACCGAGAAGCUGCAGCACAAGACGGCGCUGCUGUCGGUGCUUGAGAGGGAGGUGAGUCAGCUGCAGGAGCUAAACGGCCUGCAGAGAAAGCGUGCUGCCGAGGUCCUCAACCUUCUGCUGAGAGACCUCAGUGACAUCGGCGCCAUCAUCGGCACCAGCGAAGUCAAGACGGCUGCAUGCUCAGAGAUGAAGGGGAACGGCUCGGCGCUGGAGGAGGAGUUUACCGUUGCUCGCCUCUACAUCAGCAAGAUGAAGUCCGAGGUCAAGUCUUUGGUCAACCGCAGCAAGCAGCUGGAGAGCGCCCAGGCCGACGCCCACCGCAAGAUCCAGGCGAACGAGAAGGAGCUGGCGUCCUGUCAGCUGCUCAUCUCCCAGCAUCAGGCCAAGAUAAAGUCUCUGACCGACUACAUGCAGAACAUGGAGCAGAAGAAAAGGCAGCUGGAGGAGAGUCAGGACGCUCUCACCGAAGAGCUCGCCAAACUGCACGCUCAAGAGAAAAUGCACGAGGAAAAGGAGAAGGAGGACAUCGGCAGAGCGGGCGGAGACGAUGACAUCAAGAAAACGCUGGAGGAGCAGCUGGAGAACCACAGGGAGGCUCAUCAGAAGCAGCUCAGCCGCCUGCGAGAUGAGAUCGAAGACAAACAGAGGAUGCUGGACGAGCUCAGAGAUCUAAAUCAGGGGCUGUUACUGGAGCAGGAGCGACUCAUGUCGGAUUACUACAAACUGCAGGCGGAGGAGCAGGAGAAGAAUGCAAAGCUGGAGAGGCUCGUGCUGCUGAAUGAACAAAGGGAGCAGGCCCGAGAGGACCUGAAGGGUCUGGAGGAGACUGUGGCCAAAGAGCUGCAAACUCUGCACAACCUGCGCAAACUCUUCGUCCAGGACCUCACUGCACGGGUUAAGAAGAGUGCAGAGCUUGACUGUGAGGAGGGACUCAGCAACAUUGCACAGAAACAGAAAAUCUCAUUCUUGGAGAACAAUUUGGAGCAGCUGACUAAGGUCCACAAACAGCUGGUCCGGGACAACGCAGACCUUCGCUGCGAACUGCCCAAGCUGGAGAAGCGUCUGCGAGCCACGGCCGAGCGAGUCAAAGCGCUGGAGAACGCCUUGAAGGAGGCCAAGGAGAACGCCAUGAGGGACCGUAAGCGCUACCAGCAGGAGGUGGACCGCAUCAAAGAGGCUGUGCGGGCCAAGAACAUGGCCAGGAGGGGAUACUCUGCACAGAUCGCAAAGCCUAUCCGGCCCGGACAUCAUCCACUGUCCUCCCCGAUCUGCAGCUCCAUCAGAGCCGGAGGUGUUGAUAUUCAUAACAACUGAACCCACAACAGCAACAUAAUCCUACGACCAUAAACAACUCAAUGCAUGCUCACCACCCCACCUGGAUCCACAAGCAACGCCCCUCCUCUUGGAGCACCAAUGGGAGGCCUUCACGACAGACUGUCACCGCUCGGAGAAGCACCAUCCAAACCUUGUGUAAAUACUGAUGAGACAUAUUUAAUUUGCUAAAUGUAGAUCUCAGAGGCCUCGUUUAUAACACAUUCGCUGUUAUAAGUUUAGUUUUCUGGAUCUUCUGAUGCUAGAUUGUCGUUAUUAUGCAACAGAUUAAAAGCUCGAUGUUUAUAAGUGAGGCCCUGAAUCCGCUUCUGUAUUAGAAAUGAAGCUUAAGUUUUAGGUUUGUGCAGCUUUACAGGAGAAGGCAAAUGUGUCAGUUUUUAGAUAAGUAUUGUUUAACGUUUUAGGAAACAACUUGCUUUUUUUCCCUUUUUUCUCAGUCGUCAUGAUGAAGUGACACCACUCGAGUGUAUUUGAUCAAUAUGAAGCUACAGCCAACAGACGGUUAGCUUAGGUUAGCAUAAAGACCAGGGAAUGGCAAUCACAGAGGUCUUUGGUCCUGUACCCUAUAUACCUCUUUGCAAACAGCCACUUGUCAUUAGGUUGGUGGAAAUACACAUUUUUCCCUAGUGAUCCAGUGGUUGCCGGGUGGUUGCUGACUGGUCUCUAGGCCUAUGUGGCUGACGCUACAGCAGCAUCCCUCCAAAAUGGCAGUCACACCGAAGACAACAGUUUACUAUGGAUAAAUGCCUCAUCCCACUCCGUAGCCUAAAUGGCGACCAUUAGGUUGAUAAUUGCUCCGUGCGCUUUAUGGACAGUGUAAUCACUAAGUGCAUUAACUACAACUCUUUGCAAACUCUAGGAAGAAAAUUUAAAACGCAUAAUCAGCAAAUUACACCCCAGCUCAUUUACGUCAAUGCCUGAAGAUGAUUUCUGCUGUUAGCUGGGUAGCACUAGCACGCAUGCUACCUGCAUAUUUUGGAAAACAUCUACAACUUAUUUACAGAUCCUGAAUUGAAAAUCUCAUCCAUAUUUUUUAGAAGUAUUUUAACUAUGGACCAGAAAAUUGUACCCACCAAAAACAGAGUCACUACAAGCUACUAAACUGUAAAAUGAUGGUAUGUGACAUAAAACAUUAAUGUAUUAUUUAUAAUAUAACGGAGAAGAACUACUCUUCCCGCAAUCCUUAACUGAAACAGCGGCAUCUCUGAUUGGUGGAAGUUAAUAAUAAUAAUAAUAAUAAUAAUAAUAAUAAUGGAUUGCAUUUAUGUAGCGCUUUUCGGGGCCCUCAAAGCGCUUUACAAGUUGCUGUUGAAUGACAUUGACCUUGGAACUUGGAACUUGACUACACACGCACAAUACAAACUACAAACACUAAAUUCUAGAAGGCUGGAAGUCGGUUGCUAUGGAAUCUGGGAUUUGAUUGUAUUGUUGGAUGAGUAGUUCUUUCACUGUUAAAAGUUAUUAUGUACACAGCAGUGGAUUAUCUACUAAUUGGAAGGUCAGUGGUUUAACUCCCGGCUUGUCUUGUGUUCAUGUUAAAGUGUCUUUGGGCAAGAAACAGAACACUGAGUGGCCCCCAGUGCAUCCAUGAGGGAGACCGCUAGGUUCAAAGCACUUAGACACAGUGAAUGGGUGAAUGAGUCCCGGACCUUAGCUUUUUUUCCUUUAUUUAUUUAUUUAGCAGAUCAAAUAAAAUCCGUUUAUGGUCACGAUUUAUCUUGUUGCUGGUUGGUUCAAGGCUUAAAACUCUUUUCUGAAACGUCAAUGGAGGAAAGGAGUGGAAUAUUUAUUUCUGGAAACAGAACUUAAAAUAAAAAUGGCUGUUUCACCAUUUUAACCUAAGCUAACUGCCUGCAGGGUGUAGCUUCAUGCUUACUUUUAUGGAUGUGAUUUGUAUCAAAGCAGGGCCUUUAAGUUUCUAACCUCGAUGAUGUUGAAGGUUGUUGCUGGAGCUGGGCAGCAGAAACAUGCUUCCACACAACGGUCUUUGCUUGUGUCUUGUCUUCCAGAUUUUAUAAUUUUUGUGUUUACACUUUUGUUUGAUUACAGGUGACAAUCAAUAAAAAGAAACCCUUUGAUUUGGUUUUAGAAAACAUUCUCUGGGCUUCAAAAAAAUUUUUUUUCUUUUUUUGUCGUUUUGCGAAGAGGGAUCUCAUACAAUUAAAUUGCGCUGCUGUAGCUCUUGAGGAACACUGACCAGCCAAUCAGUUGCUCCUAGGACUAUGAGCCUGGUUUAUAACUCUGGUUUCAAGUGGAUUAAAAUUUUUCCUCCCCACACAAUUUCAGUGUCUGGAUCGUUGUAAUAGUCUGCACUCAAUCUGUAAAGUUUCUGAUUGGCCAGUCAGAGUCUUUAAAAACAGAUUUGAAGGCAGAAUAAAGGGUUUUCCCCUCAGGCCAAAGUAAUUAAAAUCUCAGUGGAUAAGCUGGAUAAGUUUUUCCCUUUAGAAAACUCAAAUCAUCUAAACAGCACUCCAGCUAUAGAAAUUAACACAUUUCUCUACAUUGACUUGUGACUUUGUAACUUUCUUUUUUUAACGUCAAGACUGUAAUUUAAUGAGGCCUCUUGACCCUUUAGUGGUACAUUAGACGUUUGUGCUGCUUUCCUUUAUGGUGCCUGUUUAACAUAUUUUUAUAUACAUUAUUGUCUCAGUGUAAAAGGCCCAAUUACAGUUGUUCUUUGGUUAUAGUCUACCAUUUUAGUUUCUUUUAGGUAUCAAAGAGUAGCAGUCAUCAAGCUCGAGGACGAUACCCUACAAUCUAGCUUGAUGACUGCUACGCUUCUAAUGACGACCCCUGCCCUUUAAUUAGCUUCUUGACCAGUGGCAGUCAUCGAGCUUGAUGACCGCCACCAUUCGACCAGUCAUUGGGCUGGAUGAGUGCUGCCCUUCGACUGGUCAUCACACUUGACUGCUACCCUUUGAACAUAAGGCUGAUGACUCUGGUAGGACUGGGUCUUAGUUGUGCAACGUGACUUUCGGGCUAGUUGCUUUUGUUUCUGUGGAUGUUGCUGUAGAAUGUUACAAUUUCGUAAUGGCUUAGUUGCAGGACAGCAACAAGCACAGACGACGAAUAACUGAAUGUAACUGCAUGGACUAGAGCUUGUUGUGUUAAAGGCAUGCUCAGGGAGGGCAGUUUCUGUACAUUUACCUCAUGUUGUACAUUUUGUUUGUUUUAGCUGUAGCAUCGUGUAUCCAAAUAUAUCUUACAACUGAUGCAAUUAAAUCUAAUAAAGAAAUAUCUAUUUAA
This is a messenger RNA of Neolamprologus brichardi, 6377 nucleotides long. The record is from RefSeq and is a predicted model, not a curated record. NCBI's taxonomy places the organism in Eukaryota, Metazoa, Chordata, Actinopteri, Cichliformes, Cichlidae.